AUGUAUCUGUCUGUCAAUCCAACUUAUUGUCCUCAUCACCGUAUGUGUAGUUUCAGCACGUCAACCUCACAGCAAAUUGAUGCCAACACACUCAACACUCACUUUGCUUCCAUGUCAACCGACCCGUCCUACAAAACUCUACCAACAAAAGCAAAAACAAUCAAUAGUCGUAAACAUCAGCAAUUUACCCCAUACUCCGUCCUGCACAUGCUAACAAAGGCCUGUCCAUCCGGUACAGGUGUUACAAUGGCUCCCCGCCAACAUGACCAAACUUACGCCGAAACCUCUAACUGUGAGGAAGUUAUGAGAAAAAUUGCAAACUUGAAACGAAUACUGCAGAGAAUUGAACACAAAAUUGACCGUGUCUUAGCAGAAGUUUCGAAGGACCAAACAAACCGCGACAAAGUUUCCAACCACAUUAACCAUCUCCAAAAGCCAGAAUAA
Molecule: messenger RNA, 444 nt
Organism: Helobdella robusta
Lineage: Eukaryota; Metazoa; Annelida; Clitellata; Rhynchobdellida; Glossiphoniidae
Exons: 2
Coding region: 1-444 (147 amino acids)
Source: RefSeq, a predicted model, not a curated record